Messenger RNA from Exophiala spinifera, 1548 nucleotides. RefSeq lists its product as uncharacterized. Bases 1 to 1548 code for a protein of 515 amino acids. NCBI's taxonomy places the organism in Eukaryota, Fungi, Ascomycota, Eurotiomycetes, Chaetothyriales, Herpotrichiellaceae. The record is from RefSeq and is a predicted model, not a curated record. The transcript has 2 exons.
AUGGCUGGCGAACCAUGGCUACCUACUACAAACGAACGUUUUGCUUUGUCUUCUUCAUUCACGGGAGAGUCGAACUGCCCUGUUUCCAAUGCAUCCGAUUCGCGAGUAUCUGUCGCGCCUGUCGCAACCGCAGACGACGCAGAGAAGCUGCCACAGUUUGACCAACUCAACAAGCAGGCUGGGACAUCGUUCUACGUGAAUAACUGGACUCCGAUCAACCAUCCGUCCGCAAGAUGCAACAAACCUCAUCAGCCACCUCCUUUGUCAGAUACAAUAGAGGAGGAGGAUGAUGAGGAUCACGACGACGCUUCUGCUCUUUCCGCUUUCGCAAGUCAUCUUCGAGAGGAAAUUCUCGACUCUGCGAACCGACUGAAUUUCAAACCAAGACGCAAACGCAAGCACUCAGACUCUGACACCGACACCAGUCCACAAAAGAGACGAGCUUCGCCAGAGAAGAAGCGUGGCUCAGCAACAGCUGCAGCACAUAUCCAAGAAACUGUUUCAUCUGCACCGAAGACUCUUCGUGCCAUGAAGCCAGUCGAUAACAAUCGAGGCACGCUCGCAGACCCCAGCAAAGUCAGCACUGGAAAUGCGAAUGCGAGCUUCAACAAUUUGACUUUAGCAGCGUCUGAAAUGAAUCAGCCCAAUAGAGGUUACGUUCAAAACUACGACACAGAUGACAAAGGAAAGGGAAAGGGAAAAGAGAGAGCAAAAGGUGACGACCUCUUGGCUGCGCUGGCUGAAUUGAAGGCUGGCAAGAACGCGACAGCCAAAACGACCAAACCACCCAAGGAAAAGAAGGGACUACCCCCCUUUGAAGAGGAGCUCGUACAGCUUGGUUAUCGAAAGGACCCGAACGUCGCAGCACCGGCAGGAUCAAAGUCGUCUGGCCCAUCUACCGGGGCGAAACGUCCACUGGACUUGAAGCCACCUCCUCGCACCACCGCCGCCGUCACCGCCGGACCGUCAUUGCCGCCACUACCAGCGAGACCAGACAACUUCCGCCCUGACAACCGUGUCUCGACGUUCUUCCGCACCCCGGACGCCCUCGGCCACAUCGCCGCUUUCGCGCGCGACACGAUUUUGUCGAACAUCCCCCGGCAGGCCGAGUACAUGCAAUUCUACGCAACGUUGGACUACCUGCCGAGGAACCGCCAGGCGCCCGUCAGCCCACUCAGCAACUCUUUGGUCUUCAGCGACCUCUUCCAGGGCCAACGCCUCCCGGUGGUCGUUGGCCGCGUGAUGAAAGCCACGACGGCGCACGUUUCCGCGGCCAGCUUCCCUCCGGGGGACGGGUCUGUGCGAGACAAGGCCCCGGUGCAUGUCGUCCUGAAGUUGGCUCGCCUGGCGGAUGUGCCUGCGUCUGCGUUCUGCGCAGACCAAAAGCCUGAGCCCGGCACCAUGCGCGGCAAGAAGGCGAAAGAAGACCCCGUAAGGGCUGCCGUGGGCCACGUCGCCGUCCAGGUAGUCACCGUCACGGAGGUCACCUGGGAAGUAAUCAAGGCCGUCUGCGGCUUCCUCCCGGACUACGCACGAAACCGGGCCUGA